Messenger RNA from Osmerus eperlanus (European smelt), 1936 nucleotides. RefSeq names its product G protein-coupled receptor 137Ba (gene gpr137ba). The coding region runs from base 271 to 1455 and encodes 394 amino acids. Lineage: Eukaryota; Metazoa; Chordata; Actinopteri; Osmeriformes; Osmeridae. Gene Ontology annotation, biological process: positive regulation of TORC1 signaling; negative regulation of bone resorption; regulation of autophagy. Gene Ontology annotation, cellular component: lysosomal membrane. The record is from RefSeq and is a predicted model, not a curated record. The transcript has 7 exons.
GCAGGAAGUCAGCCUUGUUUUCUUUUUUCUGCCCCCCGUUCCACUCUCCUCGGUUCUUCUCUCUUCUCAGCUCCUGACAACCCCCGUUCACACCCUUUCCUCUCUCCCCUCCUCCGUCUCGCUGUCUCUCCUGCUCUCUCAAGCGUGAGAGCAGCUUGUGUGUGCAGCUCUGUAUCCCGGGCGGACGGAGAGAGGGCGACCAAGACAGCCAGGCUGAAAGACGAGGAGGGAGAGGGAGUCUUCCUCUUCGCUUCCUUCUCUCCGCGAGCCAUGGAGGCCCCUGUGAGGGAGCUGGCUCUGGGCAACGAGUCCCUGCCCCCUCCCACCCUCAGCCCGGCCGUGCCCCCCUACGUCCGCCUGGGUCUGACGGUGGUCUACACCGUCUUCUACUCGCUGCUCUUCGUCUUCGUCUAUGCCCAGCUGUGGCUGGUGCUGCACUACAGGCACAAGCGGUUCAGCUACCAGACAGUGUUCCUGUUCCUGUGCCUCCUCUGGGCCGCCCUGAGAGCAGUGCUCUUCUCCUUCUACUUCAGGAACUUUGUGGCGGCGAACACCCUGGGACCCUUCCCCUUCUGGCUGCUCUACUGCUUCCCCGUCUGCCUGCAGUUCUUCACCCUAACCCUCAUGAACCUCUACUUCGCUCAGGUUGUGUUUAAGGCCAAGUCUAAAUAUGCACCAGAGCUUCACAAGUUCAGGUUCCCUCUGUACCUCCUCUUCCUGUGUCUGAGUGUGGUGUUCCUGGUGGUGAACCUGACCUGUGCCCUGCUGGUGAGAACCACAUCAGCAGACGCUCAGACCAUCGUGCUGGUCAGGGUGGCCAUCAACGACACGCUCUUCGUCCUGUGUGCCGUCUCCCUCUCUCUCUGCCUCUACAAGAUCGCCAAGAUGUCGCUGGCCAACAUUUACCUGGAGUCCAAGGGCACAUCCGUCUGUCAGGUGACGGUCAUAGGAGCCAUGGUCAUCCUCCUGUACACCUCACGGGCCUGCUACAACCUGGUGGUGCUGGCCCUCCCCAACAUCAACAGGAUCGACUCCUUCGACUACGACUGGUACAACGUCUCUGACCAGGCAGAUUUGCAGUCGACCCUGGGGGAGGCAGGGUACGUGCAGUCGACCCUGGGGGAGGCAGGGUACGUUGUGUUCGGGGUGAUCCUGUUCGUCUGGGAGCUGCUCACCACCUCUCUGGUGGUCUUCUUCUUCAGAGUCCGACGGCCAGCACGGGACAGGAGUUGCUCAGGGAUCCCAGGACAUAUCUUCUCCUCCAGGGCUUAUUUCUUUGACAACCCCCGGCGCUACGACAGUGACGAUGACCUGGCAUGGAGCAUCAUCCCUCAAAACAGUCAGGCCAGUUUGACUGCAGACAGCUAUGACUGGGGCAGCCGGAACAGCAGUCUCACCCCCUACACAGGAGGCCAAGACCCCUCUCCACCCCCUGAGGAACUGAACCCUUACUGAGGCACUGGGCUCUUACCUCACUGCAUGUUUCUCCACUGGUGAAGACAAAUGAAAAUGUAAUAGUGACUUUGCAGCUAACAUGGCAGUGGACUCUCUGGGUGAACAUUCUCUUAGACUCCACAUUGUAGGACUAUUUUCUACAUUCUGUUCUCUCUUGUGGUCAGAAAUUGUGUGUGUAUGAUAGUCCUUUUUGUAAACAUUGUACAUUCUUUGAAUGGAAAAAUAAUCAGAGAAGUCACUGCAUAGGUCCGGUUAUAUUUUUUCCAAGAUCUACAUAUGCAAAAUGUAUUCCAUCACUUUCAUUGUCUGUUGUGUAUAGGGCUUACUCAUUUACACAUUCAUUAAGGCAGGAAGAACCAUGUAUAGGUAAAAUAUAUUUUGUACUAAUGAAUUUUUCUGGUUUGUGGAACUGGACAAACCACUUGUGGUUUAUAGUAGCUAGUCCAUUUAACAUUAAAUAACUUGUUAAAGUUAGUUUGUA